AUGGCGGCAGCGGCAGCGGGUGGUGCGGCCUCCGGGCUGCCGGGUCCAGUGGCACAAGGAUUGAAGGAGGCUUUGGUGGAUACCCUCACCGGAAUCCUGUCCCCAGUGCAGGAGGUGCGAGCGGCUGCCGAGGAACAGAUUAAGGUGCUCGAGGUGACAGAGGAAUUUGGUGUUCACCUGGCAGAGCUGACCGUAGAUCCCCAGGGAGCACUGGCAAUCCGUCAGCUGGCAUCAGUCAUCUUGAAGCAGUAUGUGGAGACUCACUGGUGUGCCCAAUCAGAGAAGUUUAGGCCUCCUGAAACUACAGAAAGGGCAAAAAUUGUUAUCCGGGAGCUAUUGCCCAACGGGUUGAGAGAAUCAAUAAGUAAGGUGCGCUCCAGUGUGGCCUAUGCAGUGUCAGCCAUUGCUCACUGGGACUGGCCUGAAGCCUGGCCCCAGCUCUUCAACCUGCUCAUGGAGAUGUUGGUGAGCGGAGAUUUAAAUGCAGUCCAUGGAGCCAUGCGAGUGCUGACAGAAUUCACUCGAGAAGUAACAGACACACAGAUGCCCCUUGUUGCUCCAGUCAUUCUUCCAGAGAUGUAUAAGAUCUUCACUAUGGCCGAGGUGUAUGGUAUUCGGACCCGUUCCCGAGCUGUGGAGAUUUUUACCACUUGUGCCCAUAUGAUCUGUAACAUGGAGGAACUGGAAAAGGGUGCAGCCAAAGUUCUGAUCUUUCCUGUGGUGCAGCAGUUCACAGAGGCCUUUGUUCAGGCCCUCCAAAUACCAGAUGGCCCCACAUCUGACAGUGGAUUUAAGAUGGAAGUCCUAAAGGCAGUGACAGCCCUGGUGAAAAACUUUCCAAAGCACAUGGUGUCCUCCAUGCAGCAGAUUCUGCCUAUUGUUUGGAACACCCUAACUGAGAGUGCAGCUUUUUAUGUGAGGACAGAAGUAAAUUACACAGAGGAAGUUGAAGAUCCUGUGGAUUCUGAUGGUGAAGUCCUGGGCUUUGAAAAUCUCGUCUUUAGUAUUUUUGAGUUUGUCCAUGCUCUCCUAGAAAAUAGCAAAUUCAAAAGCACUGUUAAGAAAGCCUUGCCUGAGUUGAUUUACUAUAUAAUCCUGUACAUGCAGAUCACUGAGGAGCAGAUUAAAGUAUGGACAGCCAACCCCCAACAGUUUGUAGAAGAUGAGGAUGAUGAUACUUUCUCCUAUACAGUUAGGAUUGCAGCUCAAGACCUAUUGCUGGCUGUGGCCACUGAUUUCCAGAAUGAGAGUGCAGCAGCCCUGGCUGCUGCAGCCACUCGGCAUUUACAAGAAGCUGAGCAAACCAAAAACAGCGGUACCGAACACUGGUGGAAGAUACACGAGGCAUGUAUGCUUGCCCUCGGCUCAGUGAAGUCUAUCAUCACUGACAGUGUGAAGAAUGGCAGGAUCCAUUUUGACAUGCAUGGGUUCCUGACCAAUGUCAUCCUUGCAGACCUCAACCUUUCAGUGUCUCCUUUUCUCUUGGGCCGGGCACUUUGGGCUGCCAGUCGGUUUACUGUUGCUAUGUCCCCUGAAUUGAUCCAGCAGUUUCUACAGGCAACAGUUAGUGGUCUUCAUGAGACACAGCCCCCAUCAGUUCGAAUUUCUGCCGUGAGAGCCAUCUGGGGUUAUUGUGACCAACUAAAAGUCUCAGAGAGUACCCACGUGCUUCAGCCCUUCCUCCCCAGUAUCCUGGAUGGCUUAAUUCACCUAGCAGCCCAGUUCAGCUCAGAGGUCCUCAACCUGGUGAUGGAGACCCUGUGCAUCGUUUGUACAGUAGACCCAGAGUUCACAGCAAGCAUGGAAAGCAAAAUCUGCCCCUUCACCAUCGCCAUUUUCCUGAAGUACAGUAACGAUCCUGUCGUCGCCUCGCUGGCCCAGGAUAUCUUCAAGGAGCUGUCCCAGAUUGAAGCCUGUCAGGGCCCAAUGCAGAUGAGGCUGAUUCCCACUCUAGUGAGCAUAAUGCAGGCCCCAGCAGACAAGAUCCCUGCAGGACUGUGUGCGACGGCCAUUGAUAUCCUGACUACAGUAGUACGGAAUACAAAGCCUCCCCUUUCCCAGCUACUCAUCUGCCAAGCUUUCCCAGCCGUGGCACAAUGCACCCUUCACACAGAUGACAAUGCCACCAUGCAGAAUGGUGGAGAGUGCUUGCGGGCCUACGUGUCAGUGACGCUGGAGCAGGUGGCCCAGUGGCACGACGAGCAGGGCCACAAUGGGCUGUGGUACGUGAUGCAAGUGGUGAGCCAGCUCCUGGACCCUCGUACCUCCGAAUUCACUGCGGCCUUUGUGGGUCGCCUCGUCUCCACCCUCAUCUCCAAGGCAGGGCGGGAGCUGGGGGAGAACCUGGACCAGAUUCUUCGUGCCAUCCUCAGUAAGAUGCAGCAGGCAGAAACGCUCAGUGUCAUGCAGUCUCUGAUCAUGGUGUUCGCUCAUCUGGUGCACACUCAGCUGGAACCCCUCUUGGAGUUCCUGUGCAGCCUCCCGGGACCUACUGGCAAACCUGCCCUGGAGUUUGUAAUGGCUGAGUGGACAAGCCGACAGCAUCUGUUCUAUGGACAAUAUGAGGGCAAAGUCAGCUCUGUGGCACUGUGUAAACUGCUCCAGCAUGGCAUCAAUGCAGAUGACAAACGGCUACAGGAUAUCCGCGUGAAGGGAGAGGAGAUCUACAGCAUGGAUGAGGGCAUCCGCACCCGCUCUAAGUCAGCCAAAAACCCUGAGCGCUGGACAAACAUUCCUUUGCUGGUCAAGAUCCUGAAGCUGAUCAUCAAUGAGCUCUCCAACGUCAUGGAGGCCAACGCUGCACGCCAGGCCACUCCUGCAGAGUGGGGUCAAGAUGACUCCAAUGAUAUGUGGGAGGACCAGGAAGAGGAUGAAGAAGAGGAAGAGGAUGGUUUAGCUGGCCAACUCUUAUCUGACAUUCUCGCUACAAGUAAAUAUGAGGAGGAUUACUACGAGGAUGAUGAGGAAGAUGACCCUGAUGCCCUAAAGGAUCCUCUCUAUCAGAUUGAUCUGCAGGCAUAUCUCACGGACUUCCUCUGCCAGUUCGCUCAGCAGCCCUGCUACAUAAUGUUCUCAGGCCACCUUAAUGACAACGAGAGGCGGGUUCUGCAGACCAUUGGCAUCUAAAAAACGGAGACUUUCCACAUCUGCUCCUCCUGGCCUAGCCACAAACCAUUUUGCAGCCCUAAACUGGCCUCGAGAUGUACUUUCUUUUCAACCUAGAGUGGCCUCCUGACUCUUGGCCCUUGGCCUUUGCAGAGUGACAAUUCAGACCAAGCUCACCAGUGCUGUCACUUAGGAAUACUGGAACAAAGGACAUUUCUCAAAGACUCCCUGAAGAGACUCCAUCUCUAGAACCUUUUUCUCCCCAACUGUGCCCUCACCUGUGUUCCUAGAGUCCUCUGCUGGCCACUCCAGAAACAUAUUGCCCAGAAGGAUUAAGUGUUCAUGGAUUAUUUUGCCCCACCUCAGGAGCACAGGAAGUCAUGACCAUUUAUAUUCUAAAACAGACCUGUUUACUUUCAUAGGACAUCUGAUGUGUUCAGAUAGGAAUACCCUUGAGAGAUGAUUCUGCUUUCUGCCCUCCACCACAGAUGUUCUGGGUUCUCCAUAGGAACGAGAGAGAGCUACAUUCUGAGCCCUCUCCAGUGACCUCUCCUUGUCUCCCUCCUAUAACACUAAGGCUCCCCUGUCAAAGGAAGUCAUCUUGUUUUUGCCUCAUUGCAUGACACAGCCCCUCCCCCUAAGCUAUCCCUGUGUAUACAUGCACACACACAAAAUAAGCCAGACAGAUGGCACGUUGGUUUUCCUUUUUUAGAAGAAAAAAAAAAAAGGAAAAACAUUUUUUUAAAAGUCCUCCUGACACAACCAUAUUUAAUAUUCCUCUCCCACACGUCACCACACAGUCUGAUAUUCAAAGGUUACCCCAUCUCCCUCAGAAAUCCUCUAAAGUGGUUAAGUUGUAGCCCUCAAAUUUGCAAUGUGUAUUUUUCUAGGAGAGUAAAGUAAUCUUUA
Neomonachus schauinslandi (Hawaiian monk seal) is the source of this 4014-nucleotide messenger RNA. RefSeq names its product importin 9 (gene IPO9). Gene Ontology annotation, cellular component: nuclear envelope; cytosol. NCBI's taxonomy places the organism in Eukaryota, Metazoa, Chordata, Mammalia, Carnivora, Phocidae. The record is from RefSeq and is a predicted model, not a curated record. Gene Ontology annotation, biological process: protein import into nucleus. The coding region runs from base 1 to 3126 and encodes 1041 amino acids. The transcript is spliced from 24 exons. Gene Ontology annotation, molecular function: small GTPase binding.